Messenger RNA from Camellia sinensis, 1486 nucleotides. NCBI's taxonomy places the organism in Eukaryota, Viridiplantae, Streptophyta, Magnoliopsida, Ericales, Theaceae. The record is from RefSeq and is a predicted model, not a curated record.
GAUUUAACAAUAAGAAGAAGAAUAGAGAAUAAAAGAGAAAUUGUAUACUGGGAUGGGAAGAGAGAGAGUGAAUUAGGAUUCUCUCCAUCAUCCUCUUGUAUUAAUAUUAAGGGGUUGUUUAGGGUGUUCUCAAUAAGUACACUUUUUGACUUUUUGGACUAAAAAGUUGAGGAAAAAAAGAUGGUUGUUUGGGAUAACUUUUUGACCUUUUACGAAAAAAUGUGUAUUAAAAAAUUGUAUAAAUUAGUGUAUAUGAGAAGCUUGGGCAGAGUAGGCAGUACGGUGGGCAAAGUAGUGUAUAGGAGAAGCUUGUCUCCUUUUCGGGCAUUGAAUUGGACGAUGCUGUUUGGCCUGUGGGGGCCCACCACGGGUCCCGUUUUGCUAAUUAGAACCGUUCAAUGUAUAAAACUCGUUGAGUACUAUAUGCUUGUAAACAAUCACGUUAAUCGGAUAUCGAUAUCUAUCUGAUCAGUGUAGCUUUUUGUCAGCCGUUAACUCUAACACCAUCCAUUUUUUAUACAAAACGGAUUUGAUCAUGUAGUUAGCGACAUCCGAUCAACCUGAUUUUUUACAGGCAUAUAUUACUCGAGGAGUUCUACAUAUUGAACGGUUCAGAUUAUCAAAACGGGACUCGUGAUGGGCCCCCACGGAUCGAACAACACCGUCUUGUUUGCUUCUUCGCCUGCUCCUUUUGUACAAACGCUAUGACGAAUCAAGAGUUAAUAGAUAAUGGAAAUCGGAUGAUGGAUGAGGCUGAUCAAGCCAUUGAUAGGUCAAAAAAGAUCAUCCCAUGGACUUACAUGCUAUUGUAUUAUUUCUGUGUGUAUGGUCUCACCUUGUGGGACACAAUGGAAUUGAAGGAGACUGGAGGAGUUUAACUAAAGAGGAAGAUUUGGAGUUGGAGGAGCAACUUAAGCAUCUCAACAAGCCAGCAGUCAAGACUAUACAAAAUAAUUAUGGAGAUAUAUAUGAUUGCGUGGAUUUCUACAAACAGCCUGCAUUUGAUCAUCCUUUACUGAAGAACCACACUUUUCAUUUUCAGAUGAAGCCCACUUCAUCACCCAAUGGAUCAAGACAUCAAGUUUCCUCAGAAGAUAGCAAACCUCUACAUGUAGGACUAAAGGGUGGAGGUUGCCCGGUUGGAACAGUUCCAAUUAAAAGAACUACUAAAGAAGAUCUCAUUAGAGAGAAACUUGCUUCAAAAAUAAUGACUCCUGCAGAUGACACCGGUGGUGCUGAUUAUGCCAUAGUUGAGACAAUAGAUGGUCCAAACAAAUACAGUGGAGCGUCAGCGGUGCUUAGUGUACACCAACCAGAUGUCGUGGGUAAACAAUAUAGUGCAGGGCGAAUGAUGAUUCAAAAUGGGCCUGAUAGCUUACAAGUCGGGUGGAGGGUGGAUCCAACUCUGUUUGGUGACUCAAGUAGUCGACUAUUCAUAUAUACGAAUGCAGGUCAUCUUCCAUCUGCAGUAAAAGAAAUCACAUGA